UACACACACACACACGAUUUUGCUCCCAGUGGUCAAGUGGGUGUCUCGUGAUCUACACUUGUUUGUCAUAGCUCUGGCCUAAAUCAGGAAGUAUAUUAUUUCAUCUGGUGUUUACUAUCAAAUUCACUGACUGAAUCUCUCCUGUCAGCAAAUUGAGAUUAUCAUUUACUUGGUACAGGUUGACCAGUGUUUGAAGUGUUAGUUACUUCGCGGCAUAUAAAUCCCUCAUCAGAAUGUCCAAGACUGACAAAAAAGUUGACCCCACCAUCCUGAAGAGCAUCUCGAGCGCAGACCCCAAGAAACUGCACCAUGUGAGCACCGAGGAGAAGAAUCCUCUUCCUUCUAAAGCAGAUGUUGCACAGGAGAAAAGUCAUCAACAGUUUUUGGAUGGGGUCAGUCAUUUUGAAAAAACCCAACUGCACCACACUCAAACAAAGGAAAGAGUUAUCCUUCCUGACACUGGCAUGCUGUUGGAGGAGAAGGAGCGCGAGAAACACCUCACUCACAUUAGCGACUUCCCUCGUAUCAAGCUGAAACGCACAAUAUCCGAGGAGAAGAACGUUUUACCAAGUCCUCAGAUUAUUGCACAAGAGAAAACCGAGAAAGAAACGCUGACAGGGAUAGAAACUUUCAACAAAGACCAACUGAGAAAAGCAGCAACCGAAGAGAAAACCGUUUUGCCUAAUAAAGAUGUGAUUGCCCUGGAAAAGACGGAACAACAAAGGUUAUCAGGAAUUGAGAAUUUCAACAAAGAUCAACUUAAAAAAGCUGAAACUGCAGAUAAGACCGUCCUGCCAAACAAAGAAGAUUUGGAAAAGGAGAAACAAGAGUUACACCUGCGCAAGUCGAUUGAAAAAGGAGCCAAUCUGAAACAUGUCAGUACUGAAGAACACAACCCACUUCCUGAUAAGGAUGCCAUUAAUGCUGAGAAGAGGGAGGAGAACUUCAAGAGUUCCAUCAAAGAUUUCAACAGGAGAAGUCUAAAGCAUGCAGACACUCAGGAAAAAAAUCCACUUCCAUCCAAAGAAGCAAUUGAAGCUGAGAAGAAAGCUUGAAGAUAGCAGAUGUUUUGUUGAUAGUAUUGUGAACAUUAUAAUACAAUAUAGUUUUUCAUGCUUCUAUCCAGUUUAGUUCAAGCAUGCAGAGUGUGGCCACAAAGUCUGACAUUGUUCGACGCUGACAUUAAGAAUGAGGCUUGGUGGCUUUUAAAUGUAUAAAACUACCGAAUGGACAGUUAGUUUGCUGUGUGUUUAUGCUACCAUCUAAACUACAUGUUAUGUGUUAACUUUGUAACGUGUGAAAGUAAAAUUAUUUUAUAAAAACUGUAAACAACGUGAAAUUUGUUUUUAUUUAAUGUCAAGUUUUGAUUUGUUCAAUGGAUAUUAAUUUAAUUAAAUUUAAUCAUGGUACCAAAUUAACAUUCACAAAAUAUACUGUUGUUACAUUGUGGUUAUGACAAAAAUACAGUUGCGAUAAGCUAGAUUGGUGUCCUGGGAUUUUUUAAACAAACAUUGCAGUUGAAAACAUUUUACAUGAACAUUUUGGUGUUGUAAAAUUUCAAAGUGCCUUAGAAUUGUAAAUACUGACCACAUUGUUGGAUAUGUUAUAGAAAUUAGAUAUACAUACAUGUACAUUUCAUUUGAUACAAAGUCAUUUGUAAACAUGAUUAGUUUCCAUUUGUUAAAUGAAAGAUGUCAACAGCCACCAGUCAUUUCAUAUAUACAUGUAUAUCCAAAUAUAUUGUGUUUAUUGAAGACAGUUUUGCAACUAGAUUUUAGUAGAGGUCUAAAUUACUGAAUCUUACUCUGGCAACCUUUGAAUAUAAGAAAUGAUUUAAAUUAAUUGACAAUCAACUUUUGAAAAUUAUUUUUCCAUAGAAUCUUGAUAAAGCUUCAAAACUUUUGGUUGCAAGUAUUAACCUAUUUGUUCAUUAUUGGUACUCUGUCAAACCAUAAAAAAUUUCAUAUUUACUUACUAAAAUCUAAUUGUAAAUUUUUUACAGCUUACCAACUUUCACAUUUGAAAAAUUAUUUUAAAAACCCAUUAAUAGUUUUUGGAAGUUACAACAAGAUCCGUUGCAUUGCAGGCCCAAGGUGCUUUGAAAAUUGUAUUAUACUAGUUUCUAAAUGGUAAAUAUGCAUAUCAGCAAACCUUAGGAAAUUUGUUGCAAUGGCUUCACAUACAGCAUAUUUUCUGUCCACUCUUAUUUCUUGUAUAUAUAGAACUAGUUGUAUGAAAGUAGCACCGUGUAAUCCAACUGACCAAUUGGUUAUCUCUAUGCAUAUUAAUCCAUCACCACAAGUAUAUUUUAUUAUGUCCUCCCAUAUAUUUAUAAAAAAAACACCAUUUUCAUGCAGUUAAUAAAUUUGAUGAUCCAGAUACUAUUUUUGUUACUGCUUUUUAACUUGAUCUACCAAGAACAGUGACUUGAUAGAAUAUUCUAUUGUGUACUUGGGAGAAUAUUUGAUGAUGCGAUUAUGACAAAGUGCUGAUACAUUAAAUAUUAUAUUUGUUGUGAAAAUGUUUAAACAAUGGUAUACUAUGUGGGAUGUUAAGUACAAAAUAUUUUUGGAAUUUUAUACUUUGUGAAUUUAUUUACAAAGCACAUCUGUAACCAGGAAUACUGUUCAACACAGCACCAACUUUCAAUUUCUUGAAGGUUGACGAAAAAAUAAAAAUUAAACUCAUACAGAACAAAAUAAUUUGUGUUAAUUGAUAGUGUACAAACAUAAUAAUUUUCUUAAUAUUAUUACCAACCUUACUUUGUUGACAAAUUUAAGUAUAUAAAAAAAAUGUAUGGCCUCACCAUUCAACUCCUAGCAGAUUGAAGUCUUGAAAAUUGGUGUGGGUGCUCCCCUCUCCCCCCCCCUCCCCCAUCUCUGCCCAGAUGCUCAUAAUUAUUUUGCUUCAUCCACCCUCCUAUCUACCAGUUGAGAUACAAAGUGCUUUAUGUAGCAAAUUUGACUAAAAUAAUUGGGUUAAAGUAAAUUUAUAUUGUUUCAAUAAUAUAAACUGUGUUUGAAUUAAUUCCUUCCUCACAUUUGUAUAUCAUUAUUUUAAUCAUUUUCCAAGAGUUGCAUAUUUCUUGCUGUUAUCUAAAAAUAAAAGGUACUAAGACUGCAACAUUUACAUGUUUGUAAUUUUGUAAUGAAUCGUAUUUGGACAAACCAGCCUAUCUGUUUUUUUUACAUUGUACAGUGUCUUUGAUAUUUCUUGGUGCUUUUUUGUAUUCAUGUAGUAUAAAUAGUGUUAAUGCUUGUGUUAAUAUGUAUGUGCUUUCAUUACGAACAUUUUUGCUUACAAUAGUAUUAUAUUGAUAAAUUCCCUAGUCUUUUUUUUAAAUAUUUUGUUUAUAUAAAUUUGUUUUCAUUAAGUUGAGUAAUCAUUACCAAAAUACCAUAGACCAUCAAACAACUAUACACAUGAAUAUUGUUGUUGGGGGUUCAAAUAAGCACUGUUUAUAUUAAAUACAUGUCGGUUGUUCAUGAUAUAUUUUUUAAAAUUAAAAACCUCAUUGAUUUUCAUUCAGUCUUCAGUAUACUGCUAUAACAAAAUGACUGGUAGCUAAAUAUGUCUAAGAGAAACAUUCAAGUAAUAUAUUUACUGUUUGCAAGUUAAAAAUAGUAUAAUAUUACUAAGAUUAAUUAUGAACAAAAUAUGCAAUCUCUUAUUCCGAAUACAUAUUGUAUAAAAAGUAUGACAGACAUCAAAGUGUUUCUUUUGCCUUAAUUGCUCAAGAAUAGAUACUGACAAUUUAAUCAGUUUUAUAUAAAACAAUUAUUUGUUUUAAUUUUUGCUAAAUGAUUUACUAUUUACAUUAUUAUUAUUUUGAAGAAGAAUCAUUUUGCAAAAUAAUCUCUAAAUGUCAUAAAAAGUUUUUGGCUGAUAACGGGUAAAUCAUGGAACAAAACGUAAGAUUUCAACUUUAAUGGUAAUGUUUCAAGUUUUAUCACUAUUGAAUCAUAUCAUACUAGGAGUCUUGGCCCUACUAACUGCAUAUCUUGUGACGAAAACUGCAGAAUGAACUCUUAGUCCCUUGAUCUUGCAGUUGAAAUUCCCUUAAAUCUGCCGCAGGACUAAUGCUCAUAUACUGGUAAAUAUUUGUGUGUUUUAAUCCAUCAUAGUAUAUGUACAUUAAUAAUAACAUCAUAUGUGUUGUGGGCAUUAAUACUUACAAACACUGAUAUUAAUGUGUGGAAACAAUCGUACUUCUAAUACUAACUCAUUUAUACUUUUCAAAAGUAACAUUAAUAUAUAUAUUUAUUUUUUGGCUGUUACAUUAACAACACCGACUAUUUAAAAAUGCCAGUCAUUAGUAUAAAAUUUCAAAAAGUAUUCCCAUACAUGCACAUGAUGCCUAUAUUGCUUUAGUUCACUUAAAAUUAUCUGUUUUCAACAUAAUUCAGGAUUUGAUGGAUCAAAAUUAUUGGGAAGCAAUAGUCUUACAAUAACUACAAAACAAACUAAUUUGUUGUAAGAUAGAUGUAUAUUAUACUACUUUCUGAUGUUAACUACAUUGUUUGUUUUUGUUUUGACAUACUUUCCUUAAUUUGAAAUGUUAAUACAUAAAUGCAAUAAUAAUAAUAAUAAAAAGGAAAACAAUUGUUAUUACAUUGUUUUUAAAAAAAAAUCAGUUUCUUUCUUUCCUUUUUUUUUUUUUUUUUUUUUUUUACAUGCUGGCAUGUUUGAAGAUUUAUGAAUAAAAUUGUCCAUGUUUGGGGGUUUUUGGUGACACAAAUGCUAUUAGAAAAAUUCAACAGAUUUUAAUACCAGGUUAAUGCAGAUGGUUGGUAGAAAAUCAUUUAUAAAAACUAAAAAAUGCUUCUCCCAUAUAUGCAUUAUUAUUGAACUAUAAAUAAACCAUUCCAAUGCA
This is a messenger RNA of Gigantopelta aegis, 4873 nucleotides long. RefSeq names its product thymosin beta-like. The transcript has 9 exons. The record is from RefSeq and is a predicted model, not a curated record. Gene Ontology annotation, biological process: actin filament organization. Lineage: Eukaryota; Metazoa; Mollusca; Gastropoda; Neomphalida; Peltospiridae. Gene Ontology annotation, molecular function: actin monomer binding. Gene Ontology annotation, cellular component: cytosol. The coding region runs from base 234 to 1055 and encodes 273 amino acids.